CGGGACGUUUGGCUUGCGAGCGGGAACGGCUUAGUCGUACACGGAGAAAGAACGAUUUUAAAAUGUGUGAUGUUGAGAAGGGCAAGAAGAUUUUUGUUCAGAAGUGUGCCCAGUGCCAUACUGUGGAAAAAGGAGGCAAGCACAAGACUGGGCCAAAUCUCCAUGGUCUGUUUGGGCGAAAGACAGGUCAGGCUGUCGGAUUCUCUUACACAGAUGCCAACAAGAACAAAGGCAUCACCUGGGGAGAGGAGACGCUGAUGGAGUAUUUGGAGAAUCCCAAGAAGUACAUCCCUGGAACAAAAAUGAUCUUCGCUGGCAUUAAGAAGAAGGGAGAAAGGGCAGACUUGAUAGCUUAUCUCAAAAAAGCUACUAAUGAGUAAUAGUUGGCCACUGCCUUAUUUAUUAUGAAACAAAUGUCUCAUGACUUGUUAUGUGUACCAUAUUUAAAUUGAUCUCAUACACUAGAAUUCAGAUCAUGAAUAGCUGAUGUAAUAUUUCUGUCCUGAUUUAAAUAAGAUUGGCUUGUGGCUAAAUGAAUAUGGUCAGCUUUUUGAAUUUUGAUAGUAAUUCUGGUUCAGCAAGUACUAUCACUGUUUUCCCCUUCUAAAGAGAUGAUUAAAC
Messenger RNA from Eubalaena glacialis (North Atlantic right whale), 621 nucleotides. RefSeq names its product cytochrome c. The transcript is spliced from 2 exons. Gene Ontology annotation, biological process: mitochondrial electron transport, cytochrome c to oxygen; mitochondrial electron transport, ubiquinol to cytochrome c. Gene Ontology annotation, molecular function: electron transfer activity; heme binding. The record is from RefSeq and is a predicted model, not a curated record. Lineage: Eukaryota; Metazoa; Chordata; Mammalia; Artiodactyla; Balaenidae. Bases 63 to 380 code for a protein of 105 amino acids. Gene Ontology annotation, cellular component: mitochondrial intermembrane space.